Molecule: messenger RNA, 737 nt
Organism: Emiliania huxleyi CCMP1516
Lineage: Eukaryota; Haptophyta; Isochrysidales; Noelaerhabdaceae
Exons: 3
Coding region: 28-663 (211 amino acids)
Source: RefSeq, a predicted model, not a curated record
CUCUGGGACAGCUCGCCGCGCCCACGGAUGGCGCGUACGUUGCUGCCGAUCCUCGCCUGCACCUCGCUGGCCGGCCGUCGUGCGCCCCGGCUCCGGCGUGCUGCGACGCUGGUCGCCACAGGAUGCGCAGCCUCUGCCGCCACGGCGCAGCCAGCGACAGGUGGCGCGCUCGUGCGCGGUGACGAUUCGCUGAUGGCGCCAAAAGCGCACGGCACGACCUCCACGCCAGUCCAAGAGCGGCUGCGCUGGGAUGUCGACAGAGCGACGGCCGACCGCAUCUGCUCGUACAAUCGGCACUAUGCAGAGUACGCUGGCUACUACAAGCGGACGACCUUCAUCGCCGCUUUCUCGGCGGCAGAGGGCGAGACCACCUUUUACGACUCGGUGUCUGGCAAGCCGCUCUUUGUCGCUCCUCGAGGGCGCACCCACGACGCCUUCCUCGCCGAGUCCUCUGCGCACGGCUGGCCGAGCUUCCGCGACGAGGAGUGUGUCUGGGACAACCUCCGCAUUCUUGACGAUGGCGAGGCGGUCUCGGUCGACGGUACGCACCUCGGGCACAACCUGCCCGAUUCGAAGGGCAACCGGUACUGCAUCAACCUGGUCUCGGUCGCGGGCACGCCUGUCGACGAGGCGGCUGCGGGGGUCACGAGGAGCGAGCUGUAGGAGCUGUAGCGUUAUGUGCGGUGCGUUGGGUGUGCGAUCUAGCCUUGGAAAUUAAAAAUAAUUUUACGUGUUCA